AGAUGGGAAAAAUCCUUGGCCAUUUACAUAACAGCAAAAACUCAUACCAGUACUGAUUUUCACAUUACACUAAAAAUUUAUUACUUUCGUCUAUUACCUCGAAUCAUAAUAUUUUAAACCUAAUUACACUUUCACUCGCCUGGUUUUACAGCAACCGCCCACUGACACUAUAAUAAAUGGUAUAAAGGAGGAGGAAGAAGAGGGGUUUACAGAAGAGAUGAUGAAUCGUUUCAUAGUCAUCUCUGCUUCACUCUUCCUCUUCCUUUCGAUUCUCCUUCUUCCUCUGCUCAAUCCCAACUAUUGGUUGAAGUGGAGAGCUGCUUUGGUUCCCUCAACGAAAUUAGCUGCGGAUUUAAUAGUGAGGAAUGGGUUCACCUUCACCAGCGACCCUUCUCUGCCUUUUGCCGAUUCCAUGGCCAUUCGCGACGGCCGGAUCCUCCGAGUCGGCAACUAUUCUUCUCUUCAGGUUCUUUUGCAAAGAUUUGGCGGGAUACGGAACAAAAGAGUUGAAUCUUGAAGGAAAAGUUGUGGUUCCUGGGUUGAUUGAUUCUCACGUGCAUUUGAUUUUCGGGGGAUUGCAGGUUCUUAAGAAAUGAUUUCUCUUCCCUUUUUCUUGUUUUACUCGUUCUUUUUUAUCCAUUGAUAAUUUUAUUAAGUGGUGAUAUGUAUAGAAACUGUUGCUCCAAUCACCUUAUUUGGGAUCUUCUAUGUAAUAUUUUGCUCUUUAAGAAAAGUUAGAAAUGCUCUUUUCCCUAAUAAGAAAAACAUGAAAUUUUGUAAUGUGUUUAUUGCCCAAUAGACAUAGACACAUUUUCUUGCCAUAUACUUAGCAAGAGUCUGUUCAUAUGUCCAUGGAGUUGAGAUUUCUAGUGGAAAACAGAUGAUCCAAGUGGAACUCCGAGGUGUAAAUAACAAGGAGGAACUGUUGAGAAGGGUGAAAGAAGCAGCGCUUAGUAAUCCCUUUUUUUCUCUUUAUGGUUAAUUGAUUAUUGUAUUAGUUUUUGGUGUUGGUGGAUUCUUAAUGUAUAUCUUGCUGUUACUUGAUGAAUGAUUGUACAUAUCAGCUCAUAUUCUUGUCUAAUUGACAUUGAUGUUAUACUCUUCUGAACAUAGUUCAUCAAAACCUCCCCUGCUGAUGCUGCUUGUUAGUCCUUUUAUUAUCAACUCUACAUCAAACUAUGCAAACUUUACUGCAUAGAUCAUUUACUUGUUAGCCAAGGUUGUGAACCUGGUCGGAAACAGAAGAUAAUCUUGAUUUAUGAAUAAAAAAUUGUGGUGUUU
Rubroshorea leprosula is the source of this 1281-nucleotide messenger RNA. The record is from the annotation of a GenBank genome assembly. Lineage: Eukaryota; Viridiplantae; Streptophyta; Magnoliopsida; Malvales; Dipterocarpaceae.